ACGGUACCACUACUUGGGAAAUGUCGAACCUCACCAGCCACUUUGUUUUUAGUCACCUUUGUAAUUUGCAUUUAUGACCGUGAUUGCAUCCCCUUAAAGAGACACAGCGAGGCGAGUCAACAAGGGAGUAGAUCUGUGUGUGAGCAGUGUGAAAAUCAACAUGGUGCAGUUUUUCACUCUACUCGUUAUUUACCUCCCCGUCUAUCUGGCAGCCACUCAGCACUACAGCAGAGCUCUAUAUCCAUCAGCAUAUAGAAUAAAGCGUGGAACAUAUUCGCUGAUCAACCCGACAUUCCAGCACUCAGCAGAUGAUAUCAACCUGCUUUUUGAGAUGCUGCUGGCUGGGAUGCAGAUCCGAGGGGAGGAGCAGGGUAUGCUGAUCCCAGAUGAGGAGCUCGCCUCAUUGAGGAGGGUGGAGAAACUGGAGGUCAUCUGUGAGGACGUUCUGCCUAAGAAGCUAUCGGACAUCCGGCGUCUAACAUCUGAGCUCACCCAGCGCCAACGCCCUUUGAGCUGGCAGGACUUUGAGAGGACGGUGCUGACCCUGGUUUACACUUCUCAGACACUGACUCAAAUCAGUAACAAACAGCAGAGAGAGGCGUGGAGUCAGACUCUGAUCCAACUGUUCAGAGCUGUACAGAAGGACCUCAGACCUUCAUGAAAAUGAUGUUAACCUUCAUGCCCUCCUCAAGUUUACAAUACUCUAGUGAC
Molecule: messenger RNA, 711 nt
Organism: Sphaeramia orbicularis (orbiculate cardinalfish)
Lineage: Eukaryota; Metazoa; Chordata; Actinopteri; Kurtiformes; Apogonidae
Gene: fam180a
Product: family with sequence similarity 180 member A
Exons: 3
Coding region: 161-661 (166 amino acids)
Source: RefSeq, a predicted model, not a curated record